Nicotiana attenuata is the source of this 2007-nucleotide messenger RNA. Its product is annotated as rhamnogalacturonate lyase-like. Gene Ontology annotation, biological process: carbohydrate metabolic process. The transcript has 16 exons. The coding region runs from base 1 to 2007 and encodes 668 amino acids. NCBI's taxonomy places the organism in Eukaryota, Viridiplantae, Streptophyta, Magnoliopsida, Solanales, Solanaceae. Gene Ontology annotation, molecular function: carbohydrate binding; catalytic activity. The record is from RefSeq and is a predicted model, not a curated record.
AUGGGGUUCAAAAAGCAAAACAGAAUAGUUUUGUGGUGUUUUGCUAUUGUUUUCCAAUUUUUAUUGCUUGUCAAUGGUUCAAAGGUGCAACAUUCUAGGAAUAAUCUAUCCAAAGAGAGUCGAAAACUGCAACAAGUUUCUCCUCCGGUCACAAUGACGAUCAUAAAUGGCUAUGUGGUAAUUGAUAAUGGCAUUCUGCAACUUUCUCUAACAAAUCCCACUGGAGCAAUUGUUGGAAUAAAAUAUAACGGGAUCGAUAAUCUCCUAGAACCCUUGGAAGAAACUCAGAGGGGAUACUGGGAUACUGUGUGGAACGGUCGUUUUGACACGCUAUUUGCGUCAAGUUUUAGUGUAAUAGCACAAGAUGAUAACAAAGUUGAAGUUUCUUUCACAAAAACAUAUAAUCCUUUGGAUGCUGGGAGUGCUCCUCUAAAUGUUGACAAAAGGUAUAUAGUGCUGCGUGGGAGUUCUGGAUUUUAUUCAUAUGGAAUAAUUGAACACUUGAAAGGAUGGCCUGAUGUUAUGUUGGAUGAACUUAGAAUUGCUUUCAAGCUCAGCAAGUCACUGUUCCAUUAUAUGGCAAUAUCAGACGAUAGGCAAAGGAUAAUGCCAUCAGAAGAGGAUCGCGCAAGUGGCCAAGUACUUGAUUUUAAAGAAGCUGUUAAACUCAUAAAUCCAUCCAACCCUAAACUCAAAGAUGAGGUGGAUGACAAGUACCAAUACUCGGAUGAGAUUAAAAAUAUUAAAGUACAUGGAUGGAUAAGUGAUACUCCACAUAUGGGAUUUUGGGUAAUUUCCCCAAGUUAUGAAUAUUGCAAUGGUGGUCCUAUGAAGCAAGAUCUUACCUCUCACGUUGGUCCAACAUCUAUGGCAGUAUUUUUCAGUAGUCAUUAUGCAGCACCACUAUUGGGAGUUUCACUAACAAAUGGAGAGGCAUGGAGAAAGGUUUUUGGCCCUGUAUUUUUCUAUGUUAACUCAGAUUCUGGCAUUGAUCAUACCGUACUUUGGGAAGAUGCCAAAAGACAGAUGAAUGAAGAAACUACAAAAUGGCCAUAUGAUUUUCCAGCAUCAAUAGACUAUCCCCAUGCAAAUGAAAGGGGCUCAGUUAGUGGUCAAUUAGUGGUCCAUGACGGGUACAUAAACAGAGAUCCUUUUCCUGCAAAAAAUGCAUAUAUUGGACUUGCUAAUCCUGGAGUUGUAGGAUCUUGGCAAAGUGAGACCAAGGGUUAUCAAUUUUGGACUCAAACUGAUGAUUCUGGUUAUUUCAUGAUAAGUAAUGUUAGACCUGGAAUUUAUGGUGUAUAUUCUUGGGUUCCUGGAAUUAUUGGAGAUUACAUGUUCUCCUCUUAUAUAUCCAUUACACCAGGAAAUAACAUAGAUUUAGGUCAAAUAGUUUUUGAAGCUCCAAGAAAUGGUCCAACUCUAUGGGAAAUUGGCUUCCCUGAUAGAACAGCUGCUGAAUUCUUUAUACCUGAUCCAUUGCCUGGUCUUCAGAAUUAUUUGUACAUUAACACUACUGUACAUAAGUUUAGACAAUAUGGUUUAUGGAAUCGUUACGCGGAUUUGUAUCCUAAUGGAGAUUUAGUAUACAAAAUUGGCGUUAGUGAUUAUCGAAAAGAUUGGUUCUUUGCCCAUGUAACCAGGAGAAAUUUGGACAAUACUUAUGGACCAACAACAUGGCAAAUUUCAUUUGAUCUCACAAAUGUGGAUCCUAAUGGCAUUUACUAUCUUCGUAUAGCUUUGGCUUCUGCAUCCUAUGGCCAUUUGCAAGUGUGGAUAAACACUCCCUCAAAACCAAGGCCAUGGUUUGAUACUUUACAAAUUGGGCAAAGUAAUGCAAUAGCCAGACAUGGAAUUCAUGGCUUGUACAUGACCUUUGAUAUUCAAAUUCCAGGGACUAUACUUCAAAUUGGUGAAAAUAUAAUAUAUUUGAAGCAAGCUUCAGCUAAUGGUCCUUUUAAUGGACUAAUGUAUGACUAUAUUCGUCUUGAAGGUCCUCCACAAUAA